AUGAAUCGAACACAAAAGACCCCCAGGAAGUACUCAGAAGAAUCAGCCUGGUCCCAGAGCUACAGGCUUCUGGAAGUACAGCUGCAACGUGGUCACAGACCUCAUGGAAUUGAAGAUAUCAUCCUGUCUGACGUGGGACAAGCUAUUCUAGCCCCACGAGCCAGUGAAAGAGAAACCGUCAGGCAACAUCCACAUCACAUAAACCUGGACAUUAAAGACUGUGGACCUCAAUGUGAAGCAUUCACCAAGUGUGAAAAUAUUUCAGCCUGUCGAGCUUCAUGGACUUUGGGAAAUCAUCCAGCUCAAAAAGAACUACUAAACUACAUACUGGACAUUGAGAGACCAGGAAAGGAACUGAUCGUUCGAACAACGAAUGCUGUCCUAAACCGUGCUGACUUUUGGACACUGGGCUUUAACAGAGACAUGGAGUCAACUAUUGGAAAUGGUUGUUUUCAGUUGAUUAAAAGCAUUGCAUGCUCAAAGGGCAAGAACAUUUAUGUAGCUAAUCUUCAUGUUGUACCAACAUGGCUGCAACCAAACAACUGUGAUCCAUUUUUGAGUCUACCUGAUGAUGCUCACUUGAAAGAUGCCCUGGUGAUUCCGAUUUGGACACCAGGGGCCGGAAAUGACAGGACACGGAACAGUGAGGAGCCCAGGGAAGAACCGAUUGCAACAGGCAUCGGGGGCCAACCCCUGCGGUGA
Rhinichthys klamathensis goyatoka is the source of this 702-nucleotide messenger RNA. RefSeq lists its product as uncharacterized. NCBI's taxonomy places the organism in Eukaryota, Metazoa, Chordata, Actinopteri, Cypriniformes, Leuciscidae. The record is from RefSeq and is a predicted model, not a curated record. Bases 1 to 702 code for a protein of 233 amino acids. The transcript is spliced from 9 exons.